This is a messenger RNA of Theobroma umbraticum, 1193 nucleotides long. RefSeq lists its product as uncharacterized. Gene Ontology annotation, molecular function: peptide-methionine (S)-S-oxide reductase activity. Gene Ontology annotation, biological process: cellular response to oxidative stress. Gene Ontology annotation, cellular component: cytoplasm. Lineage: Eukaryota; Viridiplantae; Streptophyta; Magnoliopsida; Malvales; Malvaceae. The record is from RefSeq and is a predicted model, not a curated record.
GAUCAGAUACAAUUCAUUUUGCAUCAUAUCUGGUUUCAGGUUUUGUAAAACCAUUAGCUCGGGCCCCGUAUAAAAUGAUUAGAAUUCUACAUAACAAGGUCCAGCUUUCAUGUUGUUGAGAACAAGUCAUCAGCUGUUUUAAUUUGAUUCUGAUCACCACCAUGUAUCAGUUACUGCCUCAAUUCAAUGCCCCUCAGGAUUCUAAUCUUCCCAUCUCUGAGAUCUCAUCUGAUCCAGCUACAACUAUUCCAUCUGAAUGCGUCAGGGAAGCAGUGUUUGCAGGAGGUAGCUUUUGGGGUCUUGAAGCUGGUUUUGGGCGUGUAGAUGGAGUCAUAAAAACCGCCACUGGCUACUGUGGAGGAACCCUGAAAAAACCUUCAUACAGAGAGGUUUGUGAAGGGAAAACAGGCCACACUGAAGCUGUAAAAGUCAUAUAUGAUAAGAGAAAGGUCUCAUUCAGAUCACUAUGUGAUAUCUUCUGGGAAAUCCAUGAUUGCACCAACAAAGACUACCUUAAAUUUGGACUAAGUACACAUCUUAGGUCAGCAAUCUUUUACAGCAUGGAGGAAGAGAGAAAGCAAGCCCAAGAGUCAAGGAUCGGACGGCAGAUGAAAUUAAACAGGAGAAUUGUGACCAAAGCCCUCCCAAUUGAGUAUGAUUUUUGUAUGGCAGAAAACCAGCAUCAAAAAUAUUACUUGCAGAACAAUAAUAGGCUUUGCGAAAGCUUGAAUUUGAGAAGCACAGAGCAAUUUGUGGAGUCAACCAUUGCUUGCAAACUCAAUGGGAUUUUAGCCAUGGAAGCGAGGUCACGUAUUGAGAAGCUGACAGCAUUCUUGCGAACAAACGAGACGAUGGCAGAGGAAACCAAGUUAGUCUGCAAAGAAAUAAUAGAAGGUUCUAAAGGGAAAUGAAGAUGGAAAGGCUCAAAUUCUCUGAAGAUCGUUCGUCAGCAGGACCCAAGUUUAAUGUAAAUAUAUUAAAAUUUUUAAGUGUAAGAAACGGAUCAAUCAAAUCAAAACUACAAGUACUGUGGAGUUGAACUUAUAAUUGUAAUGAUACUACAUUUGCAGUUUGGUUCUGAUAAUCCAUUAUAUAUUUCAGCCUUUAUUGUUUCCGGUAUUAGACUUAAUCAGAUGGGAUUUUUCCAAAUAAAAAUUGGGAAUUAUUAAAGCUCUGGUGUAAGGCACACCGCA